This is a messenger RNA of Stylonychia lemnae, 1695 nucleotides long. NCBI's taxonomy places the organism in Eukaryota, Ciliophora, Spirotrichea, Sporadotrichida, Oxytrichidae. The record is from the annotation of a GenBank genome assembly.
AUGAGCCUACCUAAGAAUAAAGCAUAGACACCUGGACUUACAUAAUAGGAUUUUAAUUCAACAAUGCUUGAUAACACUCAUCUAGAAAAUAUCUAUAUGAAAAUCACAGAUAAGAAUGGUUAGAUAAAUGAUAAGUUUUUGCAGCUAUUGGAAAAGUUAGACAUCGAACCAUAAGACUUGAUUAAGAAAAGAAUAGUAAAGCUCAAAGUAAUUCAUGAUGAAUUAUUAAAAAAGAGGAAGGCCUCAGCUGAUGAAUUCAGACAUAAGAAGAGGUAUAAGAUAGCUCCAGCUACUAUAAAGCUAGAACCACUUCAAUUGAAUUCAGCGAUUAACGCAUAUAAUCCAUAAAUAAAUAUAAACCAAAACAGCAAUUCAAAUUUCUUCAUGACUUAAGUGAAUCAUAAUGAUAUUCCUCCAACACCUUCAAAAGUAUAGUAGAGGUUCAACAGUCUCAAUCCAUUAAUUGGAGAGGAUCCAAGUGGAAAUAAAAGAAAUAAUUUAAGCACCUUUCUCCAUGCUCGAAAAGAAAAUUCAAUGAUGGUUUCCCCUAACCACAAACCUUUUCUUGGAGAAAUGGGUAAUAAUGGUCAUCAAACUCCCAAUAUUACUAAAUAUAGGCAAAGACAUGAUCCAACAUUUCAAUCAUUUGAUUUAUAAAGGGAACGCGAAAAAUUGUUUAAAUUCUUGAAAAUAAAAGAGAAUUCUUUUAAGCUCAGGGAAGAUCUGAGUCUAAAGAUGCAGGAAAUGAUGAACAAAAAAGAAUUGAAAUUAAAGAAAAUCUAAGAUCGAUUCAAGAAAGACAUGAAGGACAAAAGUUAAAAAAUAUAGAAAGUAGAAAUAUAGAGAGAGACAAAGAAGUAGUGGAUGAAUGAUAGAAUUAGUAUGCAAUAUGAGAAUGCUGAUUUAGAGUAUCAAAAGUAUUUAGAUGAACUUAGAAAAAGAUAGCAAGAGAAGGAGCUUAAAUAGAAGGAAAUGUGCUUAUAAGAAUAUAAAUAGUAUUAGAGAAAUUUUAUGAAGUCUUAAGGCAAUUUCCAUGUUUUUAAGAAGACACUUGAAGAGUAAGCUAGAAAAACUACUGUUGAACUUGACACCCUAGAAACAAGAUUGAAUUCACAUAGAGAGAGAUCUGUGAUGAUUAGGGAUCAAGUAAGACAAUAGAUUCAUUCUUCUUUAACUAGGGUUGCUGUAGCUAAGGAAUAAUUACUACUAAAGCAUGAAGCUGAGGAAGAAUAAAGGCUAAGAGAAUUUUUGGAAAGAUAAGACAAAAAGAAAGCUAAACUUGAAAAGCAUGAAAAAGCUAAGCAAAAAAUGCUAAAUCAAAAAGCUCAAAAAAACUUUAAAAAUCGUUAGAAUCAUUCAGUGAUGGAAAAUUAUGAAGACAAUAGUGAGAUGCUAAUGUAAAGCAUUAUGAGUAAACAGAACUAAAUUGAAUAAAAGAUAUAAACAAUCAAGUAAAAAAGACAGAGAGAUAAUCAAUUAAAGCAUGAAAGAUAUACAUUGGUUGAAAAAGAUCAUAAGAGAAAAUAAGAAAAGUAAAAAUCUCAAAGGGAAAGACUUAAGAGUAGAAUAUUUGAGAAAUAUUUAUAGAUUGAAGAGAAAGUUUAGAAAAUUAGAUAAUCUCGGGCCUCUUAAAUUGAGUUUAGUAGACUUGCACAUGAGGUUCAAAAACAGAAAGUAUUUCAAAAUUAUUAAUGA